Toxorhynchites rutilus septentrionalis is the source of this 3582-nucleotide messenger RNA. It is a transcript of the gene l(3)80Fg, whose product is annotated as dnaJ homolog subfamily C member 16. The record is from RefSeq and is a predicted model, not a curated record. NCBI's taxonomy places the organism in Eukaryota, Metazoa, Arthropoda, Insecta, Diptera, Culicidae. The coding region runs from base 183 to 2633 and encodes 816 amino acids. The transcript is spliced from 6 exons.
AUGUCAGUCUGUGUGUUCUGCAAGGGGUGAAAAAUUUCAUCAAUCAAGGCUGAUAAAAUAAAACUCGAAGAUCUUUAUUUUCUUAAAACUAUUUCUAUUCAUAUCAUCCAAUAAAUGUUGUUCUAGUGGAUUGAGUAGUGCUGCAGUGGUUUGCUUGAUCAGUAGGGAAACGCAAACGGAAAAUGAGGGUUUCAUCUCGUCUAUUAUUUUGUACUGGAUGGAUGGUAAAAUUUGAUGGUGGCAGGAUGGAGCAAAAGUGGAGAAGAAAUUAUCUGUUAUUGGGGAGUUUAUUUUUACUGCUGCUGCUUGCGUUGACCGUUCAGGCCAAUGCCGGGACAGACCCGUACAAGAUACUCGGGGUACAAAAGCAUGCCACCCUCCAGGACAUCCGAAAGGCGUACAAACAGCUGGCGAAGGAGUGGCACCCGGACAAAUCCUCCCACCCGGAGGCGGAAGCUAAGUUCGUUGAGAUCAAACAGGCCUACGAGCUGUUAUCGGAUACAGAACGACGAACGGCUUACGAUUCGUACGGCAUAACCAACGAGGAUGCACAUCUGUACAGGGAGCGACCGGACUACAGCAGCUAUGGCCGCUUCCCGGAUCCUUUCGAACAGUUCUUCGGGCAUAAUUUUAACUUCCACGAUCAGGACAUAAGUCUGUUCCACAGAUUGUCGAUCACGACCAAAUACUACGAGACUAACAUAAUCCCCAAGAGUCGCCACACGCCUCAGCUUCUGAUGUUCUACUCGGAUUGGUGCUUCUUCUGUAUGAAGGCGGCGAAUUCAUUCAAGAAGACGAUAGAUAUGCUGGAACCGUAUGGAGUUAAUUUCGCCACCAUAAAUGCUGGCCACGAAAAUCUACUGAUCAGGAAAGUGGGUGUACAUUCGGUGCCCUGCAUAAUUAUGGUACUUGACGGGCACAACUAUGUGUACAAGGACAGUAUUUACAACACGCAACGGAUAGUGGAUUUCAUAAGACAAAAAUUGCCCUACGGAUUGUUACCUACGGUGGACGACAGUUCGAUCGAUAAAUUUCUCCAAGGUUGGGAGGACAAUCGUGUCAGAGCUCUAGUGGUUGAGCCGAAGACGCAGCCCCGGUUGCGUUAUCUGAUCACGGCGUUCCACUUCCGGGAACGAGUUGCCUUCGGGUUCGUUCAAAUCAAUUCGAAGAAAAUGACUCACAUUCAGGAGCGAUUCAAGGUGCACCCAUCGAUCGAUACAUUGCUGAUUUUCAACGAAGAUACGAGUCGUCCGGUUGCCUCGAUUGCGAUGUCGGACAUCCCAACAUCGACGUUGAACAAUAUUAUAUCGGUGAAUAAGUAUUUGGCUUUGCCACGGCUAUCGUCACAGUCCAUGCUCGAGGGGGUGUGUCCAGCCGAGUGGAAUCGACCGCGCAAGCGGUUGUGCGUGGUGUUGAUUACCGAGAACACUUCAACGCACGACGAGGCCCGACUAGCGAUGCGUCGAAUGGCACUGGAGUCCACUUACAGUCCGGAUCGGGUCCGGUAUGCGUAUAUCUACCGGGAGAAACAGACAGAGUUUAUUAGUGCGCUAACAGAGCACAGUAACCUGGAGGAAACCGUACUGAAGGUGGUGAUUAUCUGGAGAAGAGAUACCAAGCACAUUAAGUAUGAGUGGGUGCACGAGGCCACUCUCGAAACGUUGGACCGCAGUCUGGAGAACGAAACCCACGAGAUGACGUACAACACGACCAAACAGAAACUAGACGGGGCGAUUCAACGAUUGUUGCGAUCUUCGGAAGCGCUGGUUUACGAAGCGGAAGUGAAGGAUCUGCUAGACGAACAUGCCCAAGGAUUGAUAAUUCGUAUUCUGAAGAAGAUUUUGCUGGUGUUCGAUUUCUUGUCCGAUAACGUAGGUCAGGAACAUAUCCUGCCAGCUCUGUCGGUAGUGGGUACGAUCGCGUUCAUACUGGUAGCCGGUUAUCUGAUGUCCUAUCUGGUCAGGGUCGAAGAGGAGAGCAUCCAGAGGAAAAAGAACGCUGGCGCCGACGGAAAAAAUGGUAAGGUAACAAACUAUGUUCCGGAGCUGAGAUUACACGAGCUACGGGCUGAAAAAUACAACGGACUCGUGCGACUGCUGAAACCCGGUUGCCGGACAAUUGUGCUGCUCACCGAUCUGCAAUCACGGAACAAACUGAUACCGGCGUUCCACAAAGCCGUGUGGCCUUAUAGGAAAAACAAAACCCUAAUGUUCGCCCACAUGUUGAUCGAGAAGGGCAUCGGCUGGUACGCGGAGUUGCUCCGGCUGUCCCUUUCCGAGUCACGUGAGAUGAAAAUUAAUCCGAGAAACUGCAUCGGGACGGUUAUCGCACUGAAUGGACACCGAAAGUAUUUCUGUAUGUACCAUGCCAAGCAUCCGGAAUCGAAUCGGGGCGCGAAGCGCAUGAUGAAGAUGACCCGACAGUUGAGCACGAUGCCUUCGGAUCCGGAAGCCGGAGCAUUCCUAGGCAUGGAUACAUCCGACUCGGAAACCAGUAUCUCCGACAUUUCCGAGCCGAAAAUUCUCCUGGAGGAAAACCUGUUGGACGGUCUGCCUAACUGGUUGGAUCGCCUCUUCGAGGGUACCACCCAUCGGUAUUAUAUCAACUACUGGCCGGACUUUACCUCGAAAUAAGAGAUUAUUUGGAGCAAGUUUCAUAGUUUUGUCUCGGGCAGGUGAGUAUCGAAGCCAAUAGCGAGACGAUUUUUGUUUUUGUUUGUAAGAAAUAACACGCCCUACCGUUGACAAUUGAUCUGAGAUCUCUCUAAAGACAUGGGCAACCAAAUUUGUUCAUUUGUGUUUUCUGCCUCUUUUUUUUCUGUCAAUAUUUUUUAUGUAGAACUACAAUGGUCAUAAGGUUAAAUACGAUAUAUUUGUUAGUAGAAUAAGUUAUUUAUUUUAUAACGUGUAUAGGAAUCGUUAGUCUUGUUCAAUCUCCAGCGCAGUAACAUUAAACAAUCUAGUCAAAUUUAAAAUUAAUAAUAACAAAACAAAUAGCAUCAUUGAUUAGCGCAGUAUGCAACAGUUUGUUCUUUAAUGGGAAAAAAGAGACAUUAGAACUGUAAAAUAUUAGCAAAACAAACUAGAAUAAUCAGAAUUACACGACAUUGGAAUCCUUUUCUCUUCCUCAAUAUCGUUCGUAAUAGUUGCACAGCGAGCAAGCGCCAUUUGCUUCUCUUUUGAUAAUCCAAUUUUGUAGAAGAAACUUGCCUUCAUACAAAGUGCUUCAAAUUUUUCCCGAGCCCCCUCCAACCGAGAACAGUGACCCAGUGGUAUGGAAGACUGCAGUGGAAGCAUUUUUUCGAAUAGAAGAGAAUAGCAUAACAACCAACAAAUACCAAAUAAUAGUACUGUAGUCAAUCAUCUUCUCAACUGGGAAAGGUAAACGAACAAACAAUGCACUGAGGGAUGAAGACAACUGUUGGAAUCGAAUAAAAUAGUGAAUUGAUCCACGGAAAGGCCAAAAUAAGUACCUUUCCAGUUCGAGGGACGAUUGUUAGAGGCUAAAGACAACAGAUUAAGGCUAAAAUACACAAACUAUUAAAAUGUUCGGAGCUACUUUCACAAAAGACGAACUCUCGUA